GGGCGGGGAGAGGAGGAGAAGACCGCGGCGGAGGCAGGUGAGAGGAGGAAGGAAGCGACGCCGCGGCGGGCAUAGCGGCACAGGCGGCGGCCCGGUUGCUGGGAGUGUCGGUGCGGCGUGGUGGUUGGGGCGGAUCCCGCGGGGCCCGGGCGGGGGAAGGAGUCACCGGCCCGGCCAUGGCGGACAACGAGAAACUGGACAACCAACGGCUCAAGAAUUUCAAGAACAAAGGCCGCGACUUGGAGACUAUGAGAAGACAACGAAAUGAAGUUGUAGUUGAAUUAAGGAAGAAUAAAAGAGAUGAACAUCUCUUAAAGAGAAGGAAUGUACCACAUGAAGAUAUCUGUGAAGACUCUGACAUAGAUGGCGAUUAUAGAGUGCAAAAUACCUCUCUAGAAGCUAUUGUUCAAAAUGCUUCAAGUGAUAACCAAGGAAUUCAGUUAAGUGCAGUUCAAGCUGCUAGGAAGCUUUUGUCCAGUGAUCGAAAUCCACCAAUUGAUGACUUAAUAAAAUCUGGAAUAUUGCCUAUUUUAGUCCAUUGUCUUGAAAGAGAUGACAAUCCUUCUUUACAGUUUGAAGCUGCAUGGGCUUUGACAAACAUUGCGUCUGGAACCUCUGAACAAACUCAAGCAGUAGUUCAGUCCAAUGCUGUGCCACUUUUCCUGAGGCUUCUCCAUUCACCCCAUCAAAAUGUCUGUGAGCAAGCAGUGUGGGCAUUGGGAAAUAUCAUAGGUGAUGGGCCACAGUGUAGAGAUUAUGUCAUAAGUCUUGGAGUUGUGAAACCUUUACUUUCCUUCAUAAGUCCAUCUAUUCCUAUAACAUUCUUAAGAAAUGUUACUUGGGUUAUGGUCAACUUAUGUCGCCACAAAGACCCACCACCCCCAAUGGAAACCAUUCAGGAGAUUCUUCCAGCUCUUUGUGUUUUAAUUCAUCACACAGACGUAAAUAUAUUGGUAGAUACGGUCUGGGCCCUCUCUUACCUUACUGAUGCUGGCAACGAACAGAUACAGAUGGUAAUAGACUCUGGAAUAGUCCCUCAUUUGGUUCCUCUGCUCAGCCACCAGGAAGUUAAGGUUCAGACAGCAGCGCUUCGAGCUGUGGGCAACAUUGUUACUGGAACUGAUGAGCAAACACAAGUAGUUUUGAACUGUGAUGCUCUUUCACACUUCCCCGCACUUCUGACACAUCCCAAAGAGAAAAUUAAUAAAGAAGCAGUGUGGUUCCUCUCUAACAUCACCGCAGGAAAUCAGCAGCAGGUUCAGGCAGUAAUUGAUGCCAAUCUUGUACCAAUGAUAAUACACCUUUUGGAUAAGGGAGAUUUUGGCACUCAGAAAGAAGCUGCAUGGGCCAUAAGUAACUUAACAAUUAGCGGAAGGAAAGAUCAAGUGGCCUACCUAAUCCAACAAAAUGUUAUCCCACCUUUUUGCAAUUUGCUGACUGUAAAAGAUGCACAAGUUGUGCAAGUAGUACUCGAUGGACUAAGUAAUAUAUUAAAAAUGGCUGAAGAUGAGGCAGAAACCAUAGCCAAUCUUAUAGAGGAAUGUGGAGGACUGGAGAAAAUUGAACAACUUCAAAAUCAUGAAAAUGAAGACAUCUACAAAUUGGCCUAUGAGAUCAUUGAUCAGUUCUUCUCUUCAGAUGAUAUUGAAGAAGAUCCUAGCCUUGUUCCAGAGGCAAUACAAGGUGGAACAUUUGGUUUCAAUUCAUCUGCCAAUGUACCAACAGAAGGGUUCCAGUUUUAGAA
Messenger RNA from Balaenoptera ricei (Rice's whale), 1744 nucleotides. RefSeq names its product karyopherin subunit alpha 4 (gene KPNA4). Gene Ontology annotation, molecular function: nuclear import signal receptor activity; protein binding. NCBI's taxonomy places the organism in Eukaryota, Metazoa, Chordata, Mammalia, Artiodactyla, Balaenopteridae. The transcript is spliced from 17 exons. The coding region runs from base 177 to 1742 and encodes 521 amino acids. Gene Ontology annotation, biological process: NLS-bearing protein import into nucleus. Gene Ontology annotation, cellular component: nucleoplasm; cytoplasm; nucleus. The record is from RefSeq and is a predicted model, not a curated record.